UCUACUCAUCAGUCAAGCAGGACAACUGCUCACAACAAUAACUCCACACGUACGUGUCAACAGAGCUGGAUUUAUGGUGCUGAAUUUGUGAACUUUUUUGUGUUUAUAGUUGAUUAAGAUUCAGUGUGCGACAAAAAAGGAGUUUUGAAACGUGUGAAUAGUAUUUCUUUUUUUUGUGUUAUGGAGCACCGUUCUGUGGAUUUUACAUAACAACAAUCUCCUAUCAUUGAGGAUUAUACGGAGAAAAUUGCUAACGUUUGUUGAGGCCUAUCUAUGGUGAGAAGUGAGCGAGAUACACCCAAUACCGUAGAUGUAGGAGCCAGUGUACUUACCGAAUGCGGACACUGGGACCGAGUAUGGGCAAUGGUAUCCCAGGGUGGACAAAGCGUUUGCCCUGCGUAGUCAACCUCACCUUCCUGUGUUUGCUAUGUGCCGCAGUUGGAACCAGUGCCGAGUACUAUGAAUGGCAAACAGGCUCAUGGAGUGAGUGUUACAGGCUGGGAUGUGGCCCAGGAGGGGAGACAACUCGGCCAGUCUACUGUAAGCUGAUUAGCUCCAAUGGAGUCAUCACCACUACUCAUGAGUCAAACUGCGGCCACAUUCCUAAGCCACCAGAGCGGCAGGAAUGUUUCAAGGUGUGCCGCGAGCACCGCUAUGAGGUCCGAUGGGCAUGGACCCCAUGGGAACAGUGCAAAUUGGAGCCCGGGGUCAAAGUCUGCGCAAAAGGUCGAGGCAUCUCAUACCGCAAUGUGUCUUGUGUCUGGAAAGAGAAUGGAAAAGUUGAAAAGGAUUCAGUGUGUUUAUCAUUCGAGGAAAAACCUGCAACAAAAAAACGGUGUGAACUGCGUUGUCAGCAGGACUGUGUUGUGACGGAGUUCACUCCUUGGACCAGCUGUGAUCAAUGUAGAGUUUUAAAUAAAACACGGACACGGACUAUUCUGGUGCCAGAUUUUAAUGGCGGCCAAAUAUGUCCACGUUUCUCUGACUUUAAGCCUUGUCAGAACUGUUCUGAGAUGUUUUUCCUUUCGGUGGAUGCCUGGACACAUUGUGUACCAUUCUCGUCUACCAGCUCAGAUCAGAACCCCAACUAUCCUGUGAUAGGUCACCAAACACGCAAAAUUAAAUGUGUGAACACAUUCGGAGCUCUUGUCAACUGGAGAUAUUGUCGUGACCGCUUGAGUCUCCAGGAGCCCAUUGUAGAUCAUCAAGCUUGCAUCAUUCCUAAGAAUUGUAUUGUCUCUGAGUGGUCGUCAUGGGACCGCAUCAACAGCAGCUGUAUUGACAGUACGGGUAUGAAGAGGGUGGGUCUUAUCAAGCGCUCUCGUCGUGUCAUCCAACUUCCUGUAGGAACAGGAAUAGCUUGUCCAGACCUUGAAGAAGUUACACAAGUACAAGGAACAGCCCAACGCAAAUGUCCAAAAAUGAAGUGGAUUGUAUCAGGCUGGUCAGGUUGUCAGCCUGUAAAUGGGUUGAAGCAGUGUAGUACAGGAUUACAACACCGGAAGGCCAUCUGUGUGGAGGAAAAUCAUGAUGGUCAACAGAAACCAGUAGAUGACAGCAAGUGUUUAGAUGACCGACCCCUGACCUCCCAGACAUGUCGAGCAGACUGUCAUUGGGAUUGUACAGUGUCUUUAUGGUCUAUGUGGUCAGACUGUAAAGUGACCGACUGUGAACAAUAUGCUCGGAAAAGGCGUGCUAACCUCAACACAGGACAACGGUACAGAACACGUGAGACUCUGACCCUCCCUGGGUCUGGGGGCCAGCCCUGUCCUCACCUGAGUGAAACACAGAACUGUGAUCCGGAGCCCUGCUACAACUGGAAGGUGGUCACCCGACCCUGUAUCCUCCGCAACACCAAUAUGGGUGAAGCGUGUGGCGUAGGCAUCGCUCACCGCACUCUUGCCUGCCUCAACAAGUAUAAGAUCCGUGUAUCUGACAGCCUGUGUCUAGAAUUCCGCGAGCGUCCAGAAACUCAAGUCCAGUGCGAGAUACCUUGUCCUAAUGACUGCGUGGUGUCUAAUUGGGGGCCAUGGUCGGAGUGUCCAGACCGAUGUCAGACGGGCAAUCUCAGAGAACGGGCCAUCAAACGACGAAAACGCACGAUACUAGCACGUCCAUUUUCAGGAGGGGGUGAAUGCCCUAACCCACGUGAGUUAGAGGAGACAGCCGACUGUUCCACCAUCAUUGAGUGUGCCUUGUUCAUGUGGCAAGCUGACAACUGGGGUGUUUGUCAGCUGGAGGAUUUGACACGCCCUUGUGGGCGGGGCACACAAACUCGUGGAGUAAAGUGUUACGAUUCUCAGGGAAAACUGGAAUCAGAUGAAAAGUGUACGGAGAAAGUUAGACCUGUUGCCAUCAAAGUGUGCACAGUACCAUGUCCUCAGGACUGCAUUGUCACCGAAUAUUCUGACUGGUCCGAGUGUUCUGCUACCUGCUGGGAAGCUGGAGAAAACGUCCCAACAAGGACACGGAAGCGCUUCAUCCUACAGAACCCAGACAACAAUGGUUCACCUUGUCCAGAGAUGUUGGAGGAGACACAACGAUGCCUCAAUCUUCCAUUGUGUAAUCAGUUCAGCUGGGUAAAAACCAACUGGAGCUCCUGUGUUCUUCCUCCUGUUGUCAGAGCCUGUGGCAAGGGAAUCCGCACCAGGAAUGUGACCUGUAGGAGUGAGAACAGUACAAAACAAGCUAUUGAUGUGUGUCUGAGAUAUGCUGGAGCCAUGCCCCCCAUGUACAGUACAUGUUAUGUGUCAUGUGAGGAGGAUUGCCUUUUCUCUGACUGGGCAGAUUGGAGUGUUUGUGUUCAAGGAUGUAAUGGGAAACAGUUCCGAGAUCGUCAGCCAAUCAAAGGUUCGAAGUCAAUGCCAUCAAGAUGUUCGGACAUACGUCGUUACCCACUGUAUGAACACCGACCUUGUUAUUGUAAAACACUGGAGCGUAUCAUCAUCGGUGAAUGGUCCCAGUGUAUACUUGACCCGCCCAACAGACAUGAUCUAAUGAUGACCCACCUCUCGGGGCACCGAGGUAUUCGAUUGGCUAGAAAUAUCACUAAUCCUGAAACUGGAAACAGCUGUGGGCCAGGCCAUAAAUAUAAAGUGGUUGCCUGUCGUAAUGCGAUGAAUGCUAUGGAAUCAGCUGAAAAGUGUGCAACGGAUGGCAAAGACACCAAGCAGAAGGCGUGUAGGAUACCAUGUCCUGUGGACUGUAAGAUGUCUGAAUGGAGCAAAUGGAGUGAUUGUCCCACUAAGUGUGGUGCUGGCGUCAUACAACGCUUCCGUAACAAUAUGAAGCUUCCAUCGCCUGGAGGACGUCGAUGUCCUUCCUUAGACAGCACGUCAGAUGAGGAAAUCCAGACUCGUCUGUGCCAUCCUGAGUGUGUCCAGUACACAUGGAAAGCCUCUGACUGGGAUAUGUGUAUGCCUCCAGUUGGAGAGAGGUGUGGAGACGGACAGCAAAACAGACAUGUCAGCUGUAAUGCUGUUAAUAUCAACGGAGUGAUGACGGAGCGUGUUGACGAUAUAAAUUGUGCUGGCCUUCCAGAACCUCGCAGUACUCGUUCUUGUUACCUCCCCUGUCCUGGAGAUUGCGUACUAAGUGAAUGGGAAGAAUGGUCAACAUGCCAACAGCCAUGCAACCACAACCAGAUGCAGCAGCGAGAAAGAACUAUAAUGCGUGAAUCGGCAUCUUACUCCGAGUACCAGAGCACAUGUCCGCCGCUGAGAGAGUCCCGACCCUGUAUCAAGGAUGAAAACUGUAUUGAGUACUCAUGGGAGUUGUCCCAGUGGACAACUUGUCUGGUUAACAAUGGUUUAGAUGACUGUGGGGUCGGACAUAAGGAACGCUACGCCAUCUGUAAAGACCACAUGAGGCGUGUUGUGGAUAACAAGCUGUGUAAAAGUGUGCAUGGCCAGGUAACAGAGCCGUUAGUUGUGUCAUGUGAGAUACCAUGUGAUGUGGACUGUCUGUUAUCUGAUUGGUCACCAUGGAGUGCAUGCAGCAAAAGUUGCGGACUUGGUACCAAAAAGAGAAACCGUUCAAUCGUACAACAGUAUAUCGGUAAUGGCCGUCCUUGUCCACCCAUCCUCUCUCAGGCAAUGCACUGCUUCUCCCGCGGAUGCUACAAGUGGCAGAUCUCUCCAUGGUCUCAGUGUGCAACACAAUUGGGAGUAUGUGGUCAUGGAGUACAGAAGAGGAACAUCACAUGUCGCAGUGACAAGGGACUGAUGGUCGACUCAUCUCGCUGUCCUCGUGAUCUCACCACCAUGGUCUCACCGGUAGAGCAGCCCUGUCAUGUUCCAUGCCCAGGAGAAUGUGUUGUCACUGAGUGGUCCAACUGGAGUCAAUGUUACAUCCCUUGUCACGACUUUGAAAUGGGGUACACAGAGGGAGUUCGCAGCAGAUCUCGUGCAAUACUGGCCCACCCUGGUCCAAAGAAGGAGAAAUGCCCAGACCAGUUUUGGAUGAGUGAAUCCUGUUACGCUGACACUUGUUCUGUGUUCCGUUGGAUGAGCACGCCUUGGGAGGGAGAGUAUCGUGAUGUUUGGUGUGAACGCUCAGAUGGACUACGAGUCUAUGGUGGCUGUGAUCAGAAUUUGCGUCCUCCCAACCUGUUGCGCUGUUCCCCAACAUGUAAUCAGGAUAAUGCUUACUGUAAUGACACGAACUACUGUGCUUGUGAAGAAGGGUAUAUUGCCUACUACAAGGGUGACACCUUGUUUGGAUGUUUCAUGGACAACCAGACGGUGGUAGGAGGUCAGUCCUCCCCAGAUAGAGGAGAAGGACAUCUAAAUUUCUGGACAUAUGCUGUUAUUGCUGUGGGAACCAUAUUUGUGAUAUUUGUCACAGUUGCACUUUACAACAUGAGUGAUUUCUUGCACUACGGUCCCCGCCCCAGGAAUCAAGGUAGUCUAGAUGAGCUAGACAGUGCCAGUAAUACCGGCUCAGCUACCCGAAAUAAUCCAGAUGGGCUGACAACUCCCGAUAACUGCAGUGUCUGUAAAUCAAUACCUACUCCAGUAGAUACACUGCCGAACGAUCGAAUGAUGGAGACAAAGUGCAACAUGAGUUCAGAGUGUGCGGAAGGACAGGGCUAACAUGAAGAGAAUGAUGAUGAAACGGUGUAGCUCUAUGGAAUCCAUGGGUGUCGUCAUUGGUAACAAUGGUAACCAAGACAACGCUACUGAAACCUCCAGCUGCCACAAGACCACAGCGGUCGUAACCACUGUUUACGUGCCAGCGGAAAAGUGUGCUGAACUUUGACCUCAUACUCUUUGUUGGUCAUUGGUUUCUCAAGAAACCAUGGAUGUGUUCUUAACACACAAAACAAGUGGCAGUAGCUCUGAGAACGGUUAUUGCCGAAAGGCGAUUACAGUGUGUGUUUCUUUGUAAUCUAAGACAGUGCAGACAAUUUUAACGCACAGCCAUAUCAGCAAUGUCAGGCGUUAUAUGACCUUAUGGCAUAAUGUGACGGCAUCAAGUCUCAAAUCCCAACAAAAGUACUCCAAGGAAAUCAAGAUUGUCAAAUGGAAUACCGGAUAUAGUUCCAGUCACUUCGCUGAUUCUAUGGAGUUUAAUCAUAUGUAUGCCUGCAUUCUGCAUAAAAUUACCAAUCAAAGAUUGAAUGUCACAAAUAUCAUAAAUCGUGUGUUUAUUGAAAUUAAUAACAUUUUGUAUUAAUAGUGUAAUUGAAAAAAUCUGAAUAAUCAUAUUUCAACUUCAGACUGUUCAACCCGCCGUAAUAUUACAACAUCCAGUGUAUAAGAAAGAUUAUAGAUUAAUUUUAUUAACAUCCUGGGCCUCUCUCUUACUUAACCGCAAAUAAAUCAAUAUUUGUCACGUGCCCCAGACGUAUAUCACGUGAUAUGUCUUUAUGAGUGAAAUACCAUUGAUUGCACUUGUUAUUUUUGUUUCAGUUUGUUGAUCACACUUGUUUUUUCGUAACACUACUUUGGAAACAUUUUGGAAAUCGUCAGUGUGAUGUAGUAUAGGACAUUGCAAAGAAGAUAUUAAACUUAACUUUCUGCUCAAACAAUGAUAAUUGAUGGACGAUUGUUAGUAUGCAUUUGUGUUAUGUUGGUUGUAUCUCAUGUGAUGCAUUAUUUAAAAUAUUAUGGUUUAAUGGAAAUUAUUUUUACUGUUCGUCCAUAAUUGCAAUUUGUUUAAUUUUGAAGGUUGUAUUUGUUCAAUAUAUUUAUGGAUAAUUAUCACUAAAUAAACUUAAUAUCCCUUCUAUAUCACGUGCUAAUCCUAACCUGACAACAUUAAGGUUAAUUAAGGUUAAUUACUACAUAUUAACAGAACUGUACAUACAAGACCCUACCAACAGGUCACAAUAACGGCAACACACGUUCAUGCAAACGAACAAUACGUGCUUAAAUAUGAUGAUGUUCAAAAUUCAAAUGAAAGUUGAAGCAGUCUUUUUUUACCUGCAUAUUCUAUAAUUGCUAAUGAUACAUGUUAUAUAUUCUUUUUAUUAUUAUUUGUUUAUAAUAUUUAACAAUUUUAAUGAAGUGUCCUUUUAUCUACAUGCUGAAUAUAAAGAGUACUUUCUUUAAUGGACUUAUUAAACAUUAUUGCUAUAAACAUCUAAGUGUUUCACGAGGUCCGUACAUAAUUAUACCAAUAUUAACCAAUUAUUGUUAGGAAAGAUAAGUAUAUAUAUAUCCAUUUUGUUAAACUUGAUAGAUUUUACCUCUAUCAUUAUUGUAAAUAAAAAGUUUUGUUGAGUUUGUUUUAAUUUAACAAUUUUUACAUUAAAUGUGUGUCCCAGUGUAAGAUUGAAUUACCUCAGAUAAUUGUUUUACAAGGUAUGAAACGGUAAAUUCUGGAUCAACUGAACUUGGUUGAUAGAAACACAUUCAAGUCAUGUAUAUCGAGUUCUACUUUUCAUAGUUAUUUCAAAAAGCAAAGCUUGCCGUCUAAACAUGGGGUCAUUUGGAAAAUAUGGCGACUGGUGAAUCAUUCCCGUAUGUUACAAUAACAGAUACAAAUUUGAAAUGUAUUUAACACACGUGUCUAUCAGAUUAGAUGCAAAACGCCAAGGUCAGUUGUCCAGUCAUUUACCGUUGCUAAGUUGUAUAUAUUUACUCUGAUGUAUUGUGAUAUAUUUCCAAGUCCCCAUUUCCAUUUGUGACUAAUUAGUAUUAUUAAUGACCGCUUAUAUGUAUGUUGUCUGAUCUUAAUGUCCGCUCCUGUCUGUUCAUGGUAUACAAAGCCUCCCAUGAUUUGCUAUCUAAAAAUACUGCAUAUUUUAAUGUAUUGUUUCUUAAGAUGGUAGCCAGUAAUGUUUAAUGUUGAUAUGUACACAUAAAUACCCACAAACCUCGCGAAUUCAAUACUAUAAGCCAUUAGAGAAAUUCUGAUAAAUGUCACUAAUGUAAGAUUUCAUACCUAGUUAAAGAAAAGGGUUAAAGUGAGGGAAUUUCCUUUUAGUUUCUUGAUGGUCGUAAAGGUUAAAGUGAGGGAAUUCUCCUUUAGUUUCUUGGUGGUCGUAAAGGUUAAGGCGAGGGAAUUCCCUUUUAGUUUCUUGAUGGUCGUAAAGGUUAAGGCGAGGGAAUUCCCCUUUAGUUACUGGACGGUUGUAAAGAUUAAGGCAAGGGAAUUCCCCUUUAGUUACUGGACGGUCGUAAAGGUUAAACUGGUGGAUUUCGUUUAGUUUCUGAAUGGUCGUAAAACGCCUGUCAGCGAAAAAAACUAUCAUCGUCUAAACCUACAUAUGACUAAACCUACAUAUGACAGAGUUCUGCCAACUAACAUCAGUUCUCUCUGUCUUUUUAAACCUUACCUCACAAUCCGUACGUCAUUAUCGAGAUAUCCGAUUAUCUCGAUUGUAUAAGCAAUACUAAGAAAGUAAUUCCAUAGAAACGAGAUAAAAAGAACACUUGAUAGUCAGGGGGAUGGAUUCAGUACCCAGCAUUCUUUUUAGCGAGCUGUCGUGUAAUGCAUUACUGUUGUACGGUCUCUAAAAGGACUCUUGUAUCCUAGAAUAUAUAUACAUACUUGCAAUAUGGUGUUAAAUUCAUGUUUACUAACAUUUUAACCUAAAACAUCGCUCAUCAUUCGAUUUUAUCGACAACUUCUGUUUUACACAGCUAUGAAGUGUCGCGUAUUGUCCUUGGUUUUUUAUUCUCAUGUCUCAAAGGUUUGCUGGAAAUAACAAUGGCUAGGAUAUGCUAGCUUCAAAUUGACAUUUUUAAUUUUGUUUAGUCAUGUCAUGCAUUUUGGUAUCAUUUAACAUUUAAAACAUAAAAUACAAGACAAAGCAUUACUUCAGUGUAAAAGAAUUGCAGAUAUUUAUGUAAUACCCUAUUUAUCUAACUCUUCACAAUUCAUCUUUAAUAACUAGGUCAACUGAGUGGUGACAUUAUUCUUACUUAAAAUAGGCCAUGUUUGGAUAACUAUGUCAACUAUUUUUGUCUAUAUAGGUCACGUUCGGGUGGCUAUUAGACUUGUGACUUGUCUGUUACAUAGGUAUUGGUCCUCGCAGCUGUAUUGGCUGAUAUAAGUCACGUGUUUUAUUGUCAUUAACAGAUAUAUGUACAUAAAUAUAGGAGUUGUCCAAUUUUAUUUUAUUUACAUCUAUGUACAAAAUAAAUCAUAUUCAUUUCACCUUGUAUUGCUUAGAAGGUCGUGGAGUUCAUUCCCAUUUAUUUAUUCCAUCGGUUAUUGUUUCCUCUCAAUCCGCAUUCGUGAAUAAACUUUAUCAUUACUUAAACAUUUGAAAUGGAUUAUUUUCUUUAUACUUUAUAUAGAGUGUCAUUGUUUCUGUCAUAUUUUCUCUUACGUCUAAUGAUUAUCUAUAAUACUGUUAAUAAAACAGAAUAUAUAUAAUACAUUAACCGCAUUUUCUUCUGCAAUAACAAUUUGAUUUCUCCAGUGGAAUUACCUACCCUAUUUGAUAAUCACGUGCUCUAUCCAAAUGACAUCGUUACCUAGGUUACCAUACGUUCUUUGUCUUUCUGUAUCACUAUACACUUGUCUAAUACUAUUUUUUCUGUUUAGAAGUAAAACUCCAGUUUAAAAUUAUCUAACAAUGAUAGAACAGAUACAGCAGACAUCUUUGUUAAUAUAGCAUAUUAGGUAGUGCACCAAGCACUGUUGAAUAAUUAAUAAUAUAUACAUAUAUUAUAUUGAAGUGUGAAAUAGUAUCUAGAUGUAAAUAUAUUAUAUCGUUUUGGGGUUUCAUUGACGCCAUGUAAAGCAUGGCAGCUUUGUUUUAGUUUCUUUAUAAUCUCUACAACCAAAUCAGUUUGCAGUUAUCAACAAAUCACUUCCUUACAUCAUUCGUACACACCAGAUCGCCACCUGCUGGUGAUGAACCAAAUGUACAGCGUCCCCUAGUGGCGGCUAUUCGGUUUACUCUUCCAAAACAUCAUUAUUGCAAAGCAAAGGAGAGAAUAAAAUUUUGAAAAAAUGA
Ylistrum balloti is the source of this 9415-nucleotide messenger RNA. Its product is annotated as thrombospondin type-1 domain-containing protein 7A-like. The transcript has 26 exons. The record is from RefSeq and is a predicted model, not a curated record. NCBI's taxonomy places the organism in Eukaryota, Metazoa, Mollusca, Bivalvia, Pectinida, Pectinidae. The coding region runs from base 336 to 5093 and encodes 1585 amino acids.